CGGCGAAGCGCUCGCCCUCUAGCCUCAAGAGGAAGACAGGAAGUGAAUUCCAGUUCCCAAGCCGCACCGCCUAAAUACCACGCCAGGUUGUCGGAGUCCGGGCUAGUUGUGACGCAGUACUGUAGUACUGUUUUCCGGCACUGAUAAACGGAAAACAAUCCACCAGGUCUCGGCAACUAACUUUCCGGCACUACUUAUGCCCGAGCGUGUCGCUCCCAAUGCGCAGGCGCCGCAGGUGCCGCAGGUGGCGGCAUGCAGGGCCUGGGAGGAGGAGGAGGAGGAGGAGGCUGGGGUGGGGCCGGGGGCAAGUGCUGUGAUGCGGUUCCGGGGAGGGGCUUUCGGGUAGCGGCCGAAUGACAGUUUCCGAGCGGCAGCGGCAGUGAUGGCGAUUUUUAGUGUGUAUGUGGUGAACAAAGCUGGCGGCUUGAUUUACCAGUUGGACAGCUACGCGCCACGGGCUGAGGCUGAGAAAACUUUCAGUUACCCGCUGGAUCUGCUGCUCAAGCUACACGAUGAGCGUGUGUUGGUUGCUUUCGGCCAGCGGGACGGCAUCCGAGUGGGCCAUGCAGUGCUGGCCAUCAAUGGCAUGGACGUGAACGGCAAGUACACGGCCGACGGGAAAGAGGUGCUGGAGUAUCUGGGUAACCCUGCUAAUUACCCGGUGUCCAUUCGAUUUGGCCGGCCCCGCCUCACUUCUAAUGAGAAGCUCAUGCUGGCCUCCAUGUUCCACUCGCUGUUUGCCAUCGGCUCCCAGCUGUCUCCUGAACAGGGAAGCUCAGGCAUUGAGAUGCUGGAGACAGACACAUUCAAAUUGCACUGCUACCAGACACUGACAGGGAUCAAGUUUGUGGUUCUAGCAGAUCCUAGGCAAGCUGGAAUAGAUUCUCUUCUCCGAAAGAUUUAUGAGAUUUACUCAGACUUUGCCCUUAAGAAUCCAUUCUACUCCUUAGAAAUGCCCAUCAGGUGUGAGCUCUUUGACCAGAACCUGAAGCUAGCCCUGGAGGUGGCAGAGAAGGCUGGAACUUUUGGACCUGGGUCAUAGGCUGAACCUGUGAUGGACCCCCAAAUUCUGAGAGUUCCUGCAAAAGGAAUACUGCUGUUUAUACUCCAGUGGAAACCCCAGCAGCCUUGUUAGUGCACUGGAAAAUGGGAGAAUGCGGACCCUGAAGACAAAACUGAUUCCUGAGCCUUAACACUGUGUUCUUCCUUCUGUAUAUACCAUGGUCUUACUUUCCAGCUCUGUAUGGAUUUAUUUUUGGAGGAGCUAGGUCCAUAAAUGUUGUAAUAAAUAUUCCUUUGAUCUUGGUGUUUGC
Mandrillus leucophaeus (drill) is the source of this 1313-nucleotide messenger RNA. It is a transcript of the gene TRAPPC4, whose product is annotated as trafficking protein particle complex 4. NCBI's taxonomy places the organism in Eukaryota, Metazoa, Chordata, Mammalia, Primates, Cercopithecidae. The transcript has 5 exons. Bases 383 to 1042 code for a protein of 219 amino acids. The record is from RefSeq and is a predicted model, not a curated record. Gene Ontology annotation, cellular component: TRAPP complex. Gene Ontology annotation, biological process: endoplasmic reticulum to Golgi vesicle-mediated transport.